Messenger RNA from Coniosporium apollinis CBS 100218, 2439 nucleotides. RefSeq lists its product as uncharacterized. Gene Ontology annotation, molecular function: GTPase binding. Bases 1 to 2439 code for a protein of 812 amino acids. The transcript is spliced from 3 exons. The record is from RefSeq and is a predicted model, not a curated record. NCBI's taxonomy places the organism in Eukaryota, Fungi, Ascomycota, Dothideomycetes.
AUGGAGCACGACGACGAAGGGGUCAGCUUGCCCCCUAAGCUCCAAAAGCCCCGUCAACUGCCUAGUGAUCUACCCACGUCGCUAGAUGACCGUAGGGCGCCAGUCAGCGGCCUAGGCGAAGAGACGGAGUACUACGAUGCGUGGGCUGGACAGUCCCAAUUUCUCACUAACCCUGUCCCGGCUCAGCCUCUCACCUUCAACCUUUCACUUGACGAAGCCAACUACGGAGAUGAUCCACGCACCCUCGAGGACAGUGACAGCCGACUCGUCCAGAUGCUCGCGUCCCAAGCCAGGUUGAGGGAAGAUGACACAGGUGCAGGCGGCGAAGAAUCUGUAGCAACCAGCGAUAAACUGUCGGAUGCCGAGAAGAGGGAUACACUGCAAGGGUGGCUUGCGACUGCUGCGAGCAAUGGCGACGUUGAAAGGGUCAGAAGACUUGUCAACGGUAGUGGCCAAAGUUUCGUAGAUGUGAAUAAAGCCGAUGCAGAAGGAACGCCGCCAUUGAUCUAUGCCAGUUGCUUUGGUCAUGAAGACGUGGUUGCGGCUCUGCUGCACGCCGGUGCAGAAGUCGACAAACAAGACCGCAACAAAUGGAGUCCAUUAAUGUGGGCAAUGACGAACCGGCACAAGGGGAUCGCGAAGCUGCUGCUCGAUCACGGAGCAUCGCCAGAGGUCAAGUCCUCAUCAGGGAGGAAAGCAUUCGAUUUUGUUGCACCGAAUAGCGAGAUAUCGGAUUACCUUUACGAAAGCGGAUAUGGCAUUGGAAACGCGGGAGUUGCAGAUGAUUUCUACAACUCCGGCUUCUCUCAAGAUCGAUUUGAGGAAGAAAUGGCGGAGAAUGAGAUGAAACGGCGGAUGAUGAUGGAGAGCGCCAUCAACCUAGAAGUCGACUUGGGAAAUUUGGGCCUCGACGAACAACCUGAGUCUCCAGGGGAACUAGAAGAAGGACAAGAGUUUGUCUGGGAUAAAUGUCUGAAUGACCAGAUGUUCGUUUUUCAAGAGAACGAGCUGGACCGCAUACUGGAUAUCAUCAUCACCAACAUGACACCUCAGAGAUCUCCUUCGCAGAAACCUGUUCCAGCGAACAUCCUGUUUCUCGGCGCUCGCUACGCGCAUUACCAUUCCAGCCCAGAACUUUUGGAAAAGCUUCUGACUUCAGCUGUGGAGAAGAUCAACGAUGUUGUAGAACGACACCAAUGGGACAUGACAAUCCUGGCUUUCUGGAUGUCGAACGCAACCUUACUUCUGCACUACCUCAAGAAGGACGGAGGGCUUGUUGGCGCAACCACAGAAUUCCAGCUUCAGAUGGCUGAGCUGAUCAACGAGAUCUUUAUCUUGAUAAUAAGAGAUGCCGAGCGGAGGAUGGAUAAGGUGUUGGACGCCGCCAUGUUAGACCACGAGACCAUACCUGGGUUUGAAGAUGUCCAAUUCCAGCACGAAUGGAAGAUUUUCAGGACAAAAGCCAAGGUCAGGGCACCCGAACCCAUGGAGAAGCGCUGGCGACCGCCAUCACCGAAACGAAGAGCUCAAGUAUCUCCGCGCAACAUUACAUCCCUUCUCUCAUCCACACUGUUCGUGCUGGAUCUCUAUGAUGUCCACUCUGUAAUUACAUCGCAAGUCCUUUCGCAGCUGAUAUACUGGCUAAAUGCGGAACUGUUCAACCGCAUCAUGUCCAAUAGGAAGUAUCUAGCGCGUACAAAGGCCAUGCAAAUACGGAUGAAUAUCUCGGCCCUCGAAGAUUGGGCGCGGACCAACAAUCGGCAGCCAGAGCAUUACGAGAACGGCUCAAUGACCUCUACAGGAGAGACAACAAUGGAUGCGGCGCGGCGCCAUCUUGCGCCUGUCGUACAGUUACUCCAGUGGCUACAAUGUUUCUCCUCAUUGGGCGACGACAUCGAGUCACUAGUUGGCACAUUGCAGCAGCUACCACGGCUGACACCGCAGCAGCUGAUCCAUGCCGUGAACUACUACAGGCCGGAGGUUGGCGAAAGAAGUCUGCCGAAGACCGCGAUGAGAUAUCUUCAGAAGUUGCAGAAGGAGGCGGCUGAUCGUAGAUCUGAGCGGAGGCGAGCAGCAACUCCUUCGCCAGUGCCACCGUCAAAAGAUGCGCCUCCUUCCACACCAACACGAAAGCACGGCCAGCAGCAGCCGAGUGCUUCAUCGCCUACCACCCCACAGCAGGCAGAGCAUGCAGACGACGAUGAAGAUGCCCCUGAGCAUCUCCUGCUGGACCCAGCGCUCAUGCUUCCGUUCUCUCUUCCUACUUCGACCGACAUGCUGAUCAGCUACGGUGCUGGGUUUGGCGGAACGGAUCGAGAGCGAGAAAGAAAGUACUUGCCUACCGUGCCACCUGAGUUUUUGGCAAAGCUAGACACCAGCGGCAACAAGAGUGGUGGGAGCUCUUAUGGCGAACCACGCUGGGACAACGGAUACAGCUGA